Molecule: messenger RNA, 1182 nt
Organism: Leptomonas pyrrhocoris
Lineage: Eukaryota; Euglenozoa; Kinetoplastea; Trypanosomatida; Trypanosomatidae
Product: putative p-nitrophenylphosphatase
Exons: 1
Coding region: 148-1182 (344 amino acids)
Molecular function (GO): phosphatase activity
Source: RefSeq, a predicted model, not a curated record
AGAUAGCACGUGUGAGUUUGUCUGUUUUUAUUCCUCUUCUUCCUGCUGGCUGCUCUCCCAUUCUUCGCGCCAGUUGUUCUCUCUUGCGUUCCACCCUGACGCGCUACGAGGCACCCCUCUAUCGACCUCGCUUCUCUGGCCAGCACCAUGGCCGUCACUCUCUCCACGAACGCUCAGGUGGCCGACCUGCUUGACGAUGUCGACUACUUCCUGCUCGACCUCGACGGGGUCGUUCUGUUGGGCGACAGCGUCAUCCCGCACAUCCCCGAGACGCUGCGGCAUCUGCGCGAGUCCGGCAAGCAAAUUCGAUUCAUCUCCAACACAAUUCUGCUGGAGCGGGAGGGUCUCAUGCGGCACCUGCACGCCGCGGGGAUUGCGGGAGUGGCGAUGCAUGAGAUCUACACCGCCGCGUACACCUGCGCCCUCUAUCUCCAGGAGAACUUUGCCCAGCGGGAGGACCACCUCAUUCACCGCAACGUGUUCGUGCUCGGUCCAUCAGGACUGAACAAUGAAGUCCAAUCGAUGCUGGCUGCCGGCUACUCAACCUACGGCCCCGAACUGACGAGUAUCCCCUACUCGCCCGACCUGGUGGCUCGUGCGUGGACCGAGCCGCUUCUUCCUCUGCCCUCCCACACCGACGAGAACAACCACCCUCACCCCUUGAAGAAGACAAAGAUUUCAUUAAAGGAGCUUGAUCCUGUCGCGGUGGUGGUCGGCGUGGAUUACAACAUGAACAUGACGGAGAUGGCGUGCGCGGUGGCCCUCUUGCAGUGCACCACGGCGCGCUUCGUCGCGACCAACCCAGACCCGGCGGACCCGGCUGGUGCACGGCUGCUGCUGCUGCCGUCGUCGGGUGCCAUUGUCGCUGCGGUACAGACGGCGGUGGGUCGGGCGCCGGAUGUGCUGUGCGGCAAGCCGAGCCCCACCAUGGGUCUCCUUUUGAUGGAGAAGGAGGCGCAGGAGGGGCGCCGUGUGGACCCGCAGCGGGCGGUGAUGGUCGGAGAUCGGCUGAUGACGGAUAUCUGCUUUGGCAAGAAAAUCGGCGUUCGCACAGCCUUGGCACUGAGCGGGACACAGAAGCUGCGGGAUCUGACAGAACUUAUGGAGAGGGGUGCCACGGAUGAACUGCCCGACUACGUGAUUGAGUCGCUGGCGGUCUUUCUCCCCAAAUCCUCAUCUUAA